Messenger RNA from Fusarium vanettenii 77-13-4, 1386 nucleotides. RefSeq lists its product as uncharacterized. Lineage: Eukaryota; Fungi; Ascomycota; Sordariomycetes; Hypocreales; Nectriaceae. The record is from RefSeq and is a predicted model, not a curated record. The transcript has 2 exons. The coding region runs from base 1 to 1386 and encodes 461 amino acids. Gene Ontology annotation, molecular function: protein binding.
AUGGAGCUCAACCAUUUCCCUGAUGAGGUGCUAAGCAACAUCUUCAGUCACCUCACAACCAAAGCUCAAAAGCACCGCCUUCACAAUGACUUCAUUGUCGAUAUCUGGCCUGUCCGCCUCGUGUGCCGUCGGUGGAACGUCCUCGCGACGCCGCAGCUCUUUCAGACCCUGACGCUUUUCCAUAGCGAAUGGAACGCCAACAAAGAUUUCGAAUUUUGGAAGCACAUGCUAGCCAGCAAUGCCAUCAGAGCUGCCGCCCGUCGCGUUGCCAUCGAGAGUGCCCCGUGGGAUGACCUGGACGAGCGAUCGUCCUGGGUGUGGGAAGACUGGAGGGACGACAACGACUGGCCUCAAUUCAAAGCCGCCAUUGACCACAUCUGCGAUAUGCCUCAUCUCAACGCGAUUGAAGUACGCUUUUCGUGGGCUUGCGUUGGACGUGAUGGGGACCAAGAGGACCCAGAGAUGGAGUUGGCCGUCACGCGUGAAAACACUCUCAGAGCCGUUCUAGAUUCCAUGAAAAAGCGUGCAGCUCGUCCAAACACGAGCGUUAUUCGUGAGCUGGUACUGGACAACCUACAAAACAUAUCGCUACCCAAGGACCUCACCGACGGCCUUUUGGAGAAUAUCGAGCGACUACACAUCCUCACUACCCAAGAGAUAUCUGGCAUACCGACAAAGGAUGCACACCUACGCGAAAUACGCGAAUGGGAGCCCUAUCUUCAGAAUACCCUAUUUCCUUCAGUCGCUGAACAGCUUGUUGAGCUUACUCUCGCCAGCCCAGCCAAAUGGGGCGCCGUACCCAGCGAGUUCAACGGCAAAGGGCUGCAUUUCCCCCGACUCAAGGCUCUAACGCUGGCCGAAUAUGUUAUUGCGCGACAAGAUCAGUUCGAAUGGGUGCUCUCGCUGGAGUCUCUUACCUCGCUUUGUCUACACGGCUGCACGAUAGCCACACACAUUCUCGUCCUCGAACCAGAGUUUGCAUUCUGGGGGGUAGACAUGCGAGGCUGGACAUGGAUAUCGGCCGGGAAACGCACUCUCACUCCCGGUUUCUACGUUCAUUCCUUACGAUGGAACGCCAUGUUCGAUAGCAUCCGGGAACGACUUCCUCGUCUGAAAGAGUUCCGAUUCACCAAGGAAGACUGGAACACCUUUUUCCGGCACAGCGGAGAGGCAAAUGCUGAGGCGUUGGUCGAUCGGUACUUUGCCUUCACCCAGUACUGGUGUGAGCUAUGGUCAUCCAACCUGAAAGAGUGCAAUUAUGUCGAUGAGAAUCGGCCGGGCUUGCCAGAAGAGCUGCUGAAGAUCACUGAGGAGGCUGAUCGUGGAGCGUUGGAGAGGGUGCUUCAGACUACGAGGGAGCGACAGAUGAUGGCCAAGUCAGGGUAG